Messenger RNA from Cynoglossus semilaevis (tongue sole), 6188 nucleotides. RefSeq names its product terminal uridylyl transferase 1, U6 snRNA-specific (gene tut1). Gene Ontology annotation, biological process: RNA 3'-end processing. The transcript is spliced from 11 exons. The record is from RefSeq and is a predicted model, not a curated record. Gene Ontology annotation, molecular function: RNA binding; poly(A) RNA polymerase activity. The coding region runs from base 183 to 2579 and encodes 798 amino acids. Gene Ontology annotation, cellular component: nuclear speck. NCBI's taxonomy places the organism in Eukaryota, Metazoa, Chordata, Actinopteri, Pleuronectiformes, Cynoglossidae.
CCGACGGCAGCCAACGCAAGACCCAUCUGGAACUAUUUGAGAGACGGACUGACAGCGAACAGGAAGUUGACGUUGGUGGAGGGAAAUUUGAGAGACGCGUGUUCGACGGUUAGCGUCGAACUUGUCGCCUUAUGUCAAUAUUUAUUAUUGUCUUCUUUAUCGGUAUAAUAUAAAUUAAUAAAAUGGAACAAAAUACUGACAUUGAAACGACACCAAAGGGCUUUCACUGUAUUCUGUGCAACGUCAAUUUGCCAAACGUACCCAGCCUGGAUCAACAUGUGAAGGGACGCAAACACCAGACCCUACGCUCCGUGAGGAGCACAAGGAAGACUCAGGAGGAGCACAGUGUGUUCGUCAGUGGCAUCAAACCUGAAGUCUCUCAGUCUGAGCUGACUGGGUACUUUGAGCAGUUUGGAAUGGUCUCGGAUGUUAUCAUGGAUAAGGACAAGGGUGUGUAUGCCAUCGUACAGUUUAGUGAGACAGAAGGCGUACAGGCCACCCUGGCCUGUAUGGAACACCAAAUGAAGGGCUUGAAGCUGAGAGUCAAACCCAGAGAGAAGAAAGAGUUCAAGUUAAUUCCUAAGAAGAAAGGUGACUCAGAGAAACUCCAGCAAGUUCUUAACCGUCUCAGACCGGAACUCUGUCAGCUGCCAUCUGUGGAUGCACAGAUGCAGUUUGUUGUGGAGCGAUUUCAGCUGUCAGUGAAUGAAAAGAAGGCUCGAGAUUUACUGGUUCAACUGUUGCAAGAGGUUUUUGUUGAGUUUUUUCCUGACAGUCAAAUUCUGCCUUUCGGUUCAUCUGUCAACACGUUUGGCAUUCAUUCCUGCGACCUGGACCUGUUUUUGGACCUGGAAAAUACUAAGAUGUUCCAGGCCCGUGCCAAAACCGCCACAGAACGGCCCACAGAGGGCAUGUCAGACGACGGCCGUUCUGAAGACUCUAUUCUCUCUGACAUCGACUUAGCCACAGCGUCUCCAGCCGAGGUCCUGGACCUGGUGGCAAUGAUUCUGAAGCGGUGUGUUCCCGGUGUGCACAAAGUAAAUGUGGUCAGCAGCGCUCGACUUCCUGUGGUUAAGUUUCAUUACAAGGAGCUGAAUCUUCAGGGAGACAUCACCAUUAACAACAGACUGGCAGUCAGGAACACGCGCUUCCUCCAGCUCUGUUCAGGGGUGGAGGAAAGGCUGCGACCUUUGGUGUACACCAUCCGUUACUGGGCCAAGCAGAAACAACUGGCUGGUAACCCCAGUGGAUCUGGCCCCCUCCUCAAUAACUACGCUCUGACGCUGCUGGUCAUCUUUUACCUGCAGAACUGUGAACCUGCUGUCCUCCCUACAGUGGACCAACUCAAAGACAUGGCCUGUGAGGAGGAAGAGUGUGUGGUCGAUGGCUGGGACUGCACCUUUCCUACUCAAGCUAUAGCAGUUCCCCCCAGCAAAAAUCCACAGAACCUCUGCACGCUGCUCUCCGGCUUCUUCUCCUUCUACGCUACAUUUGACUUUGCAGGUAGGGUCUUAUCUCUAAGAGAGGGAUGUUCACACCCUAUUACAGAUUUUCUCAACCAAAACAAAGGGGAUGCAGCCGAGCAAGAGGAACCACCCAACAAAGUUCCUCUUCACCGUCCCAGACUGGGCCCUUUAAAUGUCUUGGAUCCUUUUGAACUCUGCCAUAACGUAGCUGGGAACCUGAACGAACGCUCGCAGCGUUCCUUCCAGAAGGAGUGCCAGGAGGCUGAGAAGUACUGCCGCAGCCUACAGUACCAGCACAAAUCCACCAAAGGGAAGUCGUGGGGCCUUUUGCGCUUAUUCACCCCCCAAGGGGAUGUUUCACACUCUAAAGCAGAGACACUGACCAUUAAAAUUCCUUUUAAAUCAGCAUCACUCCCUGAAAACCUGCGCAGUCAGCUGCAUGCUGCUGGAGACAGUUUUCGGUUGCUCUGGUUUCGGAAAGUUUGUGCUGCUGUGGAGGGAGUUCUCCAAAACGUCCUUAGGUGUCAGAUUACACCGUUCUUAGCUGUCAGCAUUGGUGAUGAACAGGCUGUUAAGGCCUCUGAGGAGAUGGAAACUACAACGUCUUCACUCAACACUUCACUGAACGACAGCUACAGCAGUGUUGAAGCCCAGGAGGAAACUGUAGCGGUCGUCGGCAUCAAGAGGCCGCUGUCCACUGAUGACGAUGACGCUUCUAUGUCACCUCAGGACAAAAGACCAAGGCUGUCCAGAAGGACAAAACCCAACCUCCCCUACUGGACCUGUGUGCAGAAGCACGUGGUGUGGGUCGGCAGGAGGAAAGUGAGGAAGGAGCUGAGUCGAGGCGCUGACUCGCGGCCGGAGGGCAGCUGUAUGGAGGUGGAGACUCAGGUCACAGCUCGCAUUGUGGAGAAGGAGCCAGAGCUGGAGGAGCCUCUGGAGUUUAAGGUCCAGCCUCAGAUGAUAGGUGAGACAGAGAGCACCAAAGCUGUUCUCAACCUGGAGCCCACCAACGACAAGACAGGAGUUUUCCAGGACUUCUUCCACUUCCUGGAGGCCUUUCUUCCUAAAAUGGUGGACACGCUGCUGCAGAAAGACACAAGUGAAAUUUAAAUGAAGGCCUGGUUUUCAAGUGUUAGACUGUGAUGAGUUUUUCUUUAUAGUUUCUACCCACAGUUCAUAGCUGCUUUGAUCAUGAGAACAUGACAAGACACCUGUGUGACAGGACUAGUCUUAUGUCCUAUUGUAUUAAUGUGCAGUUAAUUUUAAGUUUAAGUGUUUUUCUUAUGCUGGAGACUCUUCCGUUUUAUGUAAUAUUUGUUUGAGGAUAAUACAUACCAGGCCAUGUGUAAUGUUUAUGUUUGAGAUGUGAAAUUUCAGUUAAACACGAAGUGCUGAAGAGAGAGUGCAGUGAAAAAAUCUUCAAUGACAUUGAGUGGUUGUGAUGUCUUUUUCUUUGUCAUUGAUUCGUACAUACCGUUAGGACAGACAUCAUAGAGCACUAAACUCCUGCUCUGAUUUGACAAUUCUUUUCAAACAUUAUCUUUGCACUCCUAGAAUCCAUCUGUUGUUAACAUACCCUAGUUUUAGCUUUACCUUAAAGAAACAAAAAAUAACGUAUCAAAAAAACAUACUGCUGGAAGUUACAGCCAUUGAUGUUCUUGGCUGGAUGUAGGAGCAUAUAUUCUACUCAUUAGAUUUUUUUCUGCCUGCAGCUUCAUCUUCUCUCCUGUAAUUGUCAAUUUACUUGACUUUACAUUAUUGAUGUUUUACAGCAGACCUCUUGACCAAUAAGCUGCAGUCUGAUCUACAUCUAUAUGGGGAUUCCUUUACUUUUGAUUCUUUCUUACUUACAUACUUUUGAGGCCCAUUUUUCAAGCGCACCAUUGAUGCUCUUUACUUCAGUUAUGUGUGUCUUCUGCUGCCAGGAAUGUUGGCUCCGAGUGUAGGUUUCAUACAGUCCAGUGUUGGCUGUUAGGACUGAGACAGAUGAGUGUAAUUACUGGGUCGGGCAGAGCGCUUUAUUACAGAUAGACGAGCCGGUGCUGGGGGGAUGCACUGGGCUCCCAUGAUUAACAGCAUUCAUCUCACUCUUAAAGGGAAAUGCAGAUGGCCAGCAGGUUAGACAGGGAUAUCAGUGGGAUGAUGAUGUUUGCACCAUCCUGCUGCAGUUGGUGUGUAAUGUUUGCUUAUUACAACUAAUUUAUUUUCUGGACCUUUUACCUUUAAAAUAUUGUUCACCAUGAGUUCUGUAAUUCAGUUUGAUCCCAAUUCCUGUUUUUUUAUUGGAUUAGUCAAAGUCUUUGCCAGUAUCAUUAGCAUAUAAACCUGUGGGAACCUUGUUUUUAUUUGUUUUUGUGUAUGUUUUUUUAGUUUAAAUAGUUUAAAUAACGAUCAGCCUUUAUUCUUCUCCUUUCUUUUCAGGCCACUCCAAACAUAUUGCUUUUUACCAAGAUUCUUCUCCUGUAUGGGUUCACUCUCCACACAGGCCUUUAAGCCACAAAGUCAAAAUGAUGGAUAAUAAAACUGUAGGCUGUGUUUCCUGCUGGUGAGAAACAAAGAGAAAAAAGAAAAACGGAUUUUCGACAGCUUUCUCAUCAUCUAGAAAUUGAAUCCAGUGUAAAAUCUUUGUAAAGAUUCUCAGCAGCAACUGUGUCGAUGGACAAACACUUCAACUGUAUGUUGUUCAUUUGCCCUUAAUGAUUAAGAAUUGAUUUUUUUAGUGGCCUUUGCUAUGCACAGAGAUCGUUCAUGAAGCCACUUCUUCGUUCAGAGAUGAAGAACCACAAGAAACACAGUGUUCUGUGUAAUUAACAUCCAAUGGGAGAAGAUCCAGGGUCAUUCCCCAGGGAGCCUCAGGUCAUAACAGGCAGCAUUAGCUGUUUGCGCUGUAAUGUGCUGAUUCACAUAUUCACCAAAGUCCCAUGGUUGGCCCUGGUUUUCUUUGUGUUCCCUAUCAAGAGUACAACAAUGAACUGACACUUUUGGCCCCUUUCAGGACCAGUUAUGCCCAUGAGGUGUUCUGCAGAGGGCAGUGAGCAGCCAUCAAAGACCCCAUUUUGUCCCCUGAGCUGUGUAAACAGACUUUGCUGCAUGAAAAGCACUCUGUUCAUAUUAGCAAGGCUCCCCUACUCUGGAGAUAAGGCUAAGUAAAAAGGCAUCAUCAUUUCCCCCCUUUCUGUCUGUGAUGACAGGAAGCAGUUAGACGCUCUCCCAGGAGAUUGCUCUUAUACCAGACUGGACGUUAAUCUGUGUGUGUGUGUGUGUGAAAUCAUUGCUUUUAUAUUUGGUAAAAGGCUGCUUUAUGUGUGUUGUAAAUGUUGGGAUGGAGGUAGAUGUGGUUUGGGAGCUGAGCUUUUAGGGCUGCGUUUAAAGUGUUCAGGUACAGUAAGUACAUUUUCAGGACCUGCCAUUUCUAAAACAUCCACCGCCUUCAUCAGCAGCAGCCACGGCGUUGGUCGUACUUAAAAAUCAAAUUAUGCUGAAAGGAAAAAGUUUAGAGAUUCUGUGAACACCUGCAGGUCUUAACAACUCCUCCUGGUGACACCUCCUGCGUUCUCUUUUCUGCAGGAGCUCAAACUGCAGUUGUGGAGAGCAUUGGCUGGGAUUUAUUGGACUGUAAAGAAUGUCUGCUCUUUGUGUCUUUAUCUGGAGGCUGUUACUUUCUGGGUGCUUGCCCACAAACACCGGACCACGUUAAUGAGUGCGUCUGGUGCACGUUGUUGUUUCUUGCUAUUGACUUUUAUGGCCUGACAAGCAGGUGGAUUAGUGGAGUAGAACUAACAGAAUGUUCAGAGCAGCCACCAUGAGCUCCUGAUAAUGUGUGAUUAGAACACAGGAUCCUCAAAUUCAAGGCAAUUUCUUCCAUCUAAGUGCAAUAUUUCUGCAAUUUCCCCAUCUGCAACCCAAAGCUUUUGGUCGUCAAAACUGUUGUAGUCCAAUUUUAUGUUAUUUUGCAUCUCUUUGGACAUUUUUGCAAGUCUGCAUGCUAAUCAUCCGUCAAUAUCAGUUUGAGUUAUGACACAAUAAUUGCUCAGAAAUGGACAGUGUAAUCUCGGUGUAAUGCCACAAAGUCAUAUAUACUUUAACUGCCUGUUCACUGUCAGAAGCAGCAGCAGCAGCAGCAUCUUUACUGUCGGUGUGGAUUUAUGUUCAAAUCAAGUCUCUGACAGGGAUUUGAUCACAGAGAAGCAACCAUUUUUUAUGUGUCUAUGUGGUACAUACAUGAUGUUCCCAUGGAGAGCAACAGGGAACUAAGUAGAUGAGGUGAUUAAAGGCUUUGUGGUAAAGAAUUUCUUUUCUUCUAAAAAUUGUGAUUAACUUAACAAUUGUUACAAUGACAAAAUCUAAGUCAAUUGUCCUUAAACAGUAGCUGUUCCUUGGCGUUUUAGCCUGUGGAAGACCUGCAGUUGGAGGAUGCUGCUUUUUUUUGUUUGUUUUGACAUGUAACUAUAUAAAUUAGGAUGUUUAUUGACGCUUUACUUUAUUUCUUUCUUUACCAAAUCACAUUUCAGAGGCAAUUUCCUGCUACUUUCUGACCACGGUUUGACUCAUGCUUUACUGCCAUUUAUCAAACUUCAAUCUUCAACCUCACACAUUUUAAAAAGCUGUGAGUAAAACAAAAUCUUGACAUAAAAACAACUUAAGCCUCUGCAUGAAGAAACCAAACGUAUUCUACUAAGUAACAAAUCUAAUCUAAUAAACUAAUCUUGUUUUAGUAGU